AAAUAUUAAUAAUAUUGCUUCAAUAAAAUUAGCACUCAAUUGGAAGAAAAAAAUAUUUUUUGGAAAUAAUAUUGUUCAUAUCAAAGAGUUUCUUAUUGAGAAGAAAAUCCUAAUUUCUUAAAUGGGUAUGGACAUCAUUUUGGGAGCUUUUGUACUUUUCUAUGGCUGACUGUUGCAAGCUUCAGUAUCUGGAUGACUUUUGGGUAUGCAACGAAGUACAUAAGAGCAAGAGAUAAAACAAAGCCUAUAAUAGCUGUAGAAAUUGCUUGGGUCUUAGCUGCAAUCUAUGUUUUUCUUAUAAUAACAGCUCAUCACUUUGGGGUCGUUCGCGCUUUAUCCGAGAAUAUGGUGGAGGAAGAAUAUUACUUAGACGAUAAAUCACAUGGUUCUCUCAUUUAUUUAAUUUCUGAGGGUAUUGUCAUAGGUUGUGAUUUUAUACUUAUUAUGAUGUCGGCGUUGAAAUGCAAAUGGGCUAAAAAUAACUUCUCUCUUGAAGGGAAACAGUAUCAAGCUAAUAAAGAAAAGUUGAAGACAACAUUUAAAGUGCUUUUUGUGCACUUUGUGAACUGGUCAUUUGAAAUUAUCUUAUACAUUUUGGAACCAAAGACAAAGAUUCGGUGUGUUUUGGUUACAACAAAUUCACUCCAAGGACUGGCCAUUUUUGUCAUAUUGAUAUUUAAAGAAUCAUUUUUCAAAUUAUUGUACAGAAAAUUAAAAAAAUGUAUGUGUUGUGUGACAUCAAAUAAAGUGAAUUCCACCUCAGUGUUUACAACAUAAUUUAUCAAGUGGGUUGUAAUGUGAUUUCAAAUAAAAUGAAUUAAAAAUCUAUAG
Messenger RNA from Cimex lectularius (bed bug), 831 nucleotides. RefSeq lists its product as uncharacterized. The transcript has 5 exons. Bases 193 to 777 code for a protein of 194 amino acids. The record is from RefSeq and is a predicted model, not a curated record. NCBI's taxonomy places the organism in Eukaryota, Metazoa, Arthropoda, Insecta, Hemiptera, Cimicidae.